GAGGCGAAGGAGAAGGGUCCGUCAACCCGGCACCGUUCCCGAUUUGGGGCCACCAUGGGAUGUACGUUGAGCGCCGAGGAAAGGGCCGCCUUGGAAAGGAGCAAAGCGAUCGAGAAGAACCUCAAGGAAGAUGGGAUCACCGCGGCCAAAGACGUGAAAUUGCUCCUGCUAGGGGCUGGGGAAUCCGGAAAAAGCACAAUCGUGAAGCAGAUGAAGAUCAUCCAUGAAGAUGGCUUUUCCGGAGAAGACGUGAAGCAGUACAAGCCUGUGAUCUAUAGCAACACUAUUCAAUCUUUGGCAGCUAUUGUCCGUGCCAUGGACACGCUGGGCAUAGAAUAUGGGGAUAAGGAAAGACGGGACACAGGUAAACCUCCAAGUGGCCUCAAAGACCCUCUAAAAGAAUGCAAAUUACCAACUCCCUUCUCUCCAGAGCUGCUUUCGGCAAUGAUAAGGCUGUGGUCCGACAGUGGCCUCCAGGAGUGUUUCAAUCGGUCCCGAGAAUAUCAGCUCAAUGACUCUGCUCAAUACUAUCUAGACUGCUUAGAUCGAAUUGGAGCUGCCGAUUACCAGCCCACAGAGCAAGACAUCCUUCGAACCAGGGUCAAAACAACUGGCAUUGUAGAAACCCAUUUCACAUUCAAAAACCUCCAUUUCAGGCUGUUUGAUGUUGGGGGUCAGAGAUCGGAGCGUAAGAAGUGGAUCCACUGUUUUGAGGAUGUCACGGCAAUCAUUUUCUGUGUCGCGCUGAGUGGGUAUGACCAGGUACUUCAUGAAGAUGAGACAACGAAUCGCAUGCAUGAAUCAUUGAAGCUGUUUGAUAGUAUCUGUAACAAUAAAUGGUUCACAGAUACCUCCAUCAUCCUGUUCCUCAAUAAGAAGGACAUCUUUGAAGAGAAGAUUAAGAAAUCCCCCUUAAUUAUCUGCUUUCCAGAUUAUACAGGACCCAGCAACUUCCCGGAUGCGGUGACUUACAUCCAGACGCAGUACGAGAGCAAGAAUAAGUCAUCCAACAAAGAGAUAUACACUCACAUCACCUGUGCCACGGACACCAACAACAUCCAGUUUGUCUUUGAUGCUGUAACUGAUGUCAUAAUUGCCAAUAAUUUGCGUGGAUGUGGACUAUAUUAA
Molecule: messenger RNA, 1128 nt
Organism: Notechis scutatus (mainland tiger snake)
Lineage: Eukaryota; Metazoa; Chordata; Lepidosauria; Squamata; Elapidae
Source: RefSeq, a predicted model, not a curated record